Molecule: messenger RNA, 999 nt
Organism: Microsporum canis CBS 113480
Lineage: Eukaryota; Fungi; Ascomycota; Eurotiomycetes; Onygenales; Arthrodermataceae
Product: SPX domain-containing protein
Exons: 3
Coding region: 1-999 (332 amino acids)
Biological process (GO): polyphosphate metabolic process; phosphate ion transport; monoatomic anion transmembrane transport
Cellular component (GO): membrane
Molecular function (GO): phosphate transmembrane transporter activity
Source: RefSeq, a predicted model, not a curated record
AUGUUUGUUGGCAUGGUGCUGAGUAUGUGGAUCAGCAAUGUUGCUGCCCCAGUUCUCUGUUAUUCCAUCAUCCAACCAAUGCUUCGAAAUCUACCAACUGACUCCCGGUUCUCAAAAGCCCUCAUCCUCGGCAUUGCCCUGGCUUCUAACAUUGGGGGUGCCGCAUCUCCAAUCGCAUCUCCUCAAAAUAUCAUCGCGUUGCAGAACAUGGACCCUGCCAUCAGCUGGGGAAUGUGGUUCUUUAUCGCAUUGCCAAUCUGCAUCCUCUCUAUUCUGGCCAUCUGGAUCCUUCUCCUGAUCACUUUCAACCCAAGCCGUGGAACAACUAUCAUCCCCAUUCGUCCUGUAAAGGACAAAUUUACGGGCAUCCAGUGGUUCAUAACCAUUGUCACGAUAGGCACAAUAUGUCUAUGGUGUGUUAGCCACCAGCUCGAGAGCACGUUUGGAGACAUGGGCGUUAUUGCCAUUCUCCCCCUAGUACUGUUUUUUGGCACAGGCAUCCUGACAAAAGAAGACUUCAACAACUUCCUCUGGACCAUCAUCAUCCUGGCGUCCGGUGGACUCUGUCUGGGGAAGGCGGUCACCUCUUCGGGGCUUCUGCACACGAUUGCCCGCUCAAUAACGAGCGGCGUUGCCGGGCUGAGCUUGUACGGGGUUCUCUUUGUCUUUGCGGCCUUGAUUCUGGUGGUGGCAACUUUCAUCUCCCAUACAGUGGCAGCGUUGAUUCUGCUACCCCUGGUCAGAGAGGUGGGUAUGGGGAUGAACGAGCCACAUCCUAACCUACUGGUGAUGGGUAGUGCCUUGAUGUGCUCUGUGGCGAUGGGUUUACCCACCAGCGGCUUCCCUAACAUGACUGCGGUCAUGAUGGAAGUCCCAGAGACCGGCCAGCGUUAUCUCCGUGUCCGCCACUUCAUCACACGGGGUGUACCGGCGAGCAUCAUCUCUUUCGGCCUUGUUGUAACCCUUGGAUACGGACUGAUGGUGGUUGCGGGGUUGUAG